AUGAAGAUGGUCAAAUGGUUCAUAAUGUUGGUGUUUAUAGGCUACCUUUUCCUAUGGGUGAUCACACCAACCUAUGUCUUUAAGCAAACAUGGCUCGUUCGGGUUCGAGCCCAUACAAAAACCACUUACUUUGGAACUCAAGGUCCAACGAUGUCGCUCUACACGUUGCCCGUUUUAUUCAUGGCCGUCGUAGGGGCUGUAUAUCUCCAUUUACGGAAGAAGGCGAACGGGAAUCGUGACGAAGGAGAAAAAGAAGCUACCAACGAUAACUUGAAUAUAUGGAGAAGGCCAAUGAUCAUCAAAGGUCUCGGGAUCGUAACGAAGAUCGAGAUCGCUUUCUUUUUCAUGUUUAUCGUUCUACUUGUCUGGUCGUUCGUGACGUACGUACAUCUUAGUUUUGCCAAAAUUACCCCUCAGUCGGCAGCGUUAUACGGAGAGACAGUUUGGGAGUCAAAGUUGGCUUCAGUGGCACUACAAUUCGGGCUAGUUGGUAAUAUAUGUUUAGCGUUUCUGUUCUUCCCAGUGACUCGUGGCUCGUCUAUAUUGCCGUUGUUCGGGCUGACUUCCGAAGCCAGCAUCAAGUAUCACAUAUGGCUUGGGCAUAUCGUUAUGACCCUCUUCACUUCUCACGGCGUCUGUUACGUGAUCUUAUGGAUCAUAACGAAACAGACAUCAGAGAUGCUGAAAUGGGCGAAAAUCGACAUAUCGGUUGUAGCUGGAGAGAUAUCAUUGGUGGCGGGAUUAAUUAUGUGGGCAACGACGUUUCCUAGGAUUAGACGAAAGAUGUUUGAGGUUUUCUUCUACGCUCACCACUUCUACGUCAUCUUCGUCAUCUUCUUCGUGUUUCAUGUCGGCAUAUCUUACGCCUCGAUGAUGCUUCCCGGUUUCUUCCUCUUCUUGAUCGAUCGGUUUUUGCGAUUCCUGCAAUCAAGGAGAAACAUCCGUCUGAUUUCUAGUCGUGUUCUUCCAUGUGAAACUCUCGAGCUCAGCUUCGCCAAAAGCCAAGGUUUGAAUUACACUCCGACGAGCAUCAUAUUCGUCAAUAUCCCGAGCAUUUCAAAGGCUCAAUGGCAUCCAUUCACAAUUACUUCAAGUAGCAAUUUGGAGAAUGAGAAGCUAAGUGUUAUGAUCAAAGGUGAAGGAACUUGGUCUAAGAAGCUCUACCGAACGCUAUCGUCCUCAAACCCGAUUGAUCAACUCGAUAUCUCCGUUGAAGGACCUUACGGACCCGUCUCGACAAAUUUCCUGAGGCACGAUAUGUUGGUGAUGGUGAGCGGAGGAAGUGGGAUAACGCCGUUCAUCUCGAUCUUCAGAGAGCUCGUUUUCACCACCGAGAUCCUCAAAUCGAAAGCUCCGAAAAUUCUCUUGAUAAGCGCGUUCAAAGACUCUUCUGAUCUAACGAUGCUAGAAUUGCUCUUACCGACAUCUGGUUCACCUAUAGAGUUUUCGAAACUUGAGCUACAAAUCGAGGCCUACGUGACAAGAGAGAACGGAACCACGACCAACGAUAAGAAACCCGUGAGGACCAUUUGGCUCAAACCAAAAUCCUCUGAUGGGCCGAUAACGCCAAUUUUAGGACCGAACGGAUGGUUAUGGCUCGCCGCAAUUAUUUCAUGUUCUUUCGUGGUUUUCCUUCUAUCCAUGGGACUUGUAACGAGAUUCUACAUCUACCCGAUUGAUAAAAACACGUACGAUGUGUACUCGUAUGGAUCUAGGGGUGCGUUGAAUAUGUUGCUCAUUUGUGUCUCGAUAAUGGUGACGUGUAGUGCGGGUUUUUGGUGGAACAAGAAUAAAAGCGCGAUGGAAUCAACGCAAAUUCAAAACACGGAUACGACACCCGUCAGCUCGCCUGGUUUAUUGUUUAACAUGGACCGAGAACUCGAAAGCCUUCCCCAACAAUCGAUCUUUCAGUCUACAAACGUACAUUUUGGUGAAAGGCCGGACCUUAAGAGAAUGUUGUUUGAGCAAAAGGAAUCAAGUGUUGGAGUUCUUGUUUGUGGGCCAAAGAAGAUGAGACAUGAAGUUGCAAACAUAUGUUCCUCAGGGUUGGCUUCAAACUUGCAUUUUGAGUCCAUAAGUUUUAGUUGGUGAUUGAGAUUUUUCAUAUACGUGUUUAAAAAGCAGUUAUUUUUCGUACUGACGACAACGAGCGUCGUUUUAAGGUUGAGGGUUUGAUUUUGUAUUUGUUUUAGGGUUUCGAGAAUGGAAAUGUGUGUUUCUUGUGUAUAAAGUGAAAAGAAUGAUUCGGGUAUUUCCCCUUUUGUUUGUAAACUUGAAACGUAUAAAUAAAUGGUUCUUUUUAUGG
Messenger RNA from Cynara cardunculus var. scolymus (artichoke), 2305 nucleotides. RefSeq names its product ferric reduction oxidase 2-like. The transcript has 8 exons. The record is from RefSeq and is a predicted model, not a curated record. Gene Ontology annotation, cellular component: plasma membrane. Gene Ontology annotation, molecular function: oxidoreductase activity. Lineage: Eukaryota; Viridiplantae; Streptophyta; Magnoliopsida; Asterales; Asteraceae. Bases 1 to 2091 code for a protein of 696 amino acids.